Botrytis fragariae is the source of this 189-nucleotide messenger RNA. RefSeq lists its product as uncharacterized. The coding region runs from base 1 to 189 and encodes 62 amino acids. The transcript is spliced from 3 exons. The record is from RefSeq and is a predicted model, not a curated record. Lineage: Eukaryota; Fungi; Ascomycota; Leotiomycetes; Helotiales; Sclerotiniaceae.
AUGAAUGCUAUACUAGAACACACCAGAGCCUCCAUCCACUCAAAACAUAAUAAUAGAAAACUUGUUUGGAAGACACGACCAAUAACAGUGGACCAUAUUGAUCUGAGACAAGUUCCAGCCUUUUUGAUGGCUUCGAAGCCGGAUCCAUUAGCCGGAAGCUGUGCCACAAACAACUUCGUCAGAGCAUAG